GACCGAUGACGGAGGGAACAGCACUGACUGCCUAUAACAACACUCACAUCACGGUCAUGUCUAGCGCCAUCUACGGCGGGAACAAAUCCGACGAUAACUGCACCAGCGUGGACAGCCUGAUGAAACGCUACUACCUGCCUGUCAUGUACAGUGUCAUUUUCGUUGUGGGGCUGCUGGGUAACGUCACCUCCAUCGCCAUCUACCUGGCCAAGCUACGACCCUGGAAGUCCAGCAUUAUCAUCAUGUUCAACCUGGCGUUGACGGAUCUUCUGUAUGUUCUGAGUCUGCCWUUCAUGGUCUACUACUACACCAACGGUGAAUCCUGGACCCUGGGCGACUUCAUGUGUCGCUUUCUGCGUUUCGGGUUCCACUUUAACCUAUAUGGUAGUAUACUGUUUCUCACCUGUUUGGCUGUGUUUCGAUAUGUCGUGGYGGCGCAUCCUCUGAGGGCGGCGCAGGUGCAGCAGAAGAGGUGGGGUAUCUUGGCGUGCGCUGCGGUCUGGGCUAUAGCCGUGGCAGAGAUCGUGCCCAUGCUCACCAUGAUCACCAUGGAGACUAAAGACAACAAGACCCAGUGUUUGGACUUUGCUAGCGGCGACCCGGAUGUCCUGUGGUGGUACGGUUGGCUGCUGACCGUGCUGGGCUACCUGCUGCCCCUGGUGGUGGUGGUGGUGUGUUACGCCGGUGUGGUCCGUGAACUAGCCAAGGGGCCCCACACUCACAGCCCUUGCCGGGAACGGGCACGUCGCCUCACUGUACUGAUCCUGGUGGUGUUCGUGGUAUGCUUCCUGCCGUACCACGUCCUGAGGAUCCUAAGAGUAGACACCAGGAGGAAGCCUGAGUCGUCAUGUAUGCUGGUGCACUGGGUCCACGCCGCUUAUAUCCUGUCCAGGCCCRUAGCGGGGCUCAACACCUUYUUUAACCUGGCUCUGUACACCCUGGCMGGGGACAAGUUCCAGCAGGCCUUCCUCAGUGUGUUCCMCUGGGGYCCCUGGUGGACCAAGKUCAGGACUCACCUCAAACUCAGCCUGGCUGYYGUCAGUAAGCCCAAUGAUGGAGAGGAUGGACCGAUGGGAGAGGAGUGGCCUUCCCACCUCAUCUCCAGCGCCCCCUCCACCAGCACCACCUACCCCUGCUUCAGCAUCCGGCUCCGGGGCCCUGCGUCUGGCGCUCCCCAGGGAGUAUGA
Messenger RNA from Salvelinus sp. IW2-2015, 1187 nucleotides. RefSeq names its product 2-oxoglutarate receptor 1-like. The record is from RefSeq and is a predicted model, not a curated record. Gene Ontology annotation, molecular function: G protein-coupled receptor activity. Lineage: Eukaryota; Metazoa; Chordata; Actinopteri; Salmoniformes; Salmonidae. Gene Ontology annotation, biological process: G protein-coupled receptor signaling pathway. Gene Ontology annotation, cellular component: plasma membrane.